CCUUUCAUUUGUAUAGCUUUGUGUAAACAGUCAGAGUGAACCUCUAACGCUAGUUGAAGGUGGUCUGAAAUGAGCAACUCUGAAGUGAUAACUCUAAAUGUUGGGGGCAUGAAAUUCAGCACAUUAACCUCAACCUUGAUGCGGAUCCCAGAGGCAAGACUGGCACAUAUCCUUGAUGGCAGUGAUCAGGACUUUAAGAUAGUAAAUGGACAGUAUUUUGUGGAUCGAGAUGGUACUUUGUUCAGCUAUAUUUUGGAUUAUCUUCGAACAUCUCGGCUGACUUUACCUUCUGAUUUUUCAGAUUAUGAAAGACUUCAAAGGGAAGCAGAGUUCUACAAUCUUCCAACCUUGGUUGAGCAGCUAGGUCAGGAGAACUUUUAUCGUCCCAGAUUGGAGAUCUUGGAAGUACGUUUUCUCCUUCAAGAAACACAUGCUUUUUUUAGGAUAUUCUGCUCAUGCAACAGCACAAUAGAAGCAUUUGCCGAUCGCAUUUUAAUGUUCGCAGAACAGCCCAUGGGAGGUCAAGGUUGGAAUUUCCCAUUCUCCUCACAAAAACCUAUGGCUCCAAUUCCCCUUCAAAGACCCUCACAUCAUGACCUAGUGUUCCAAUGUGGUACGGACUAUGCAACAGGAGACCUAUUCAAAACCAGGUAUGUGUCUAUAAAACCAGAUCAGAGAAAACUGCUAAAUGGAACCAAUGUGCUGGGACUACUGCUGGAUAUCCUGCUUAAAGAAGGCUUCAGUCUGGUGAGCACCAGAGCAGUGUCAGCAGAAGAGAAGGUAGAGUGCUACACAUUUGAGAGGAAGAAAAGACCUGAAGUCCUAACUAUUGCAGAAAAUACCAAACCAGAAAGAAAUGUGACAAUCCAGGUGAAGCAAGGGAAAUCCAAUAAAAAGAGAUGAACAAAUAUAGCCUAGAAAACCAUCAAGACCAAAAAAAAAAAAAAAAAACCAGUCAGGAAAACAUGCUGGAGUGCGCCAAACACACUGAAUCUUUCCCAUAGUAAGCAUAAGCGGCAACAGGUAUGGGAUCUGUUAUCCAUUACCCAUAAAGUUCCAUAAGCCAGCAAGAGAUGGGGAGAGGGGAGAAGAAUGCUUUCCACAAGCCGCUGGAAAGAACACUAAACCAUUAAAUGAUUAAGAUGUCAGAGGCAGUGCCGUGAACGUCAGUGCAUUCAGGUUACAGUUUUCCAUCAGCAUAGCUUGUCGUGCCAUGGCUCGAAUAUUCUAGAAAGUACAAAGCAUACAGAAUAAAAAGUUCCUUACCUGUAUACAUGUUCAAUAAAAAAUCAAAUACGAAAAAAAAUUGUAUACUCUGGAAGAAUCCAGGAGAGUGUGCUAUAAAACAAGCUAUAGUAUGGCGAAUCAAAUUCAUUGUUAUAAUAAAAAUAAAAGGAAAAAUAAUCUUAAUUA
Pseudophryne corroboree (corroboree frog) is the source of this 1413-nucleotide messenger RNA. It is a transcript of the gene KCNRG, whose product is annotated as potassium channel regulator. Gene Ontology annotation, molecular function: protein binding. The record is from RefSeq and is a predicted model, not a curated record. Gene Ontology annotation, cellular component: endoplasmic reticulum. Lineage: Eukaryota; Metazoa; Chordata; Amphibia; Anura; Myobatrachidae. Bases 70 to 903 code for a protein of 277 amino acids. The transcript is spliced from 2 exons. Gene Ontology annotation, biological process: negative regulation of delayed rectifier potassium channel activity; protein homooligomerization.